This is a messenger RNA of Drosophila ficusphila, 540 nucleotides long. RefSeq lists its product as uncharacterized. Bases 1 to 540 code for a protein of 179 amino acids. The record is from RefSeq and is a predicted model, not a curated record. The transcript has 2 exons. NCBI's taxonomy places the organism in Eukaryota, Metazoa, Arthropoda, Insecta, Diptera, Drosophilidae.
AUGUCUGAUCUUGGUAUACCAGCAAAGCUGAUACGGCUUUGCAGGAUGACAUUGAGCAACACCAUCAGCUCUGUCAAGGCAAAAAUAACACUCUACAAGAAGCUCAUUCUUCCAGUACUCUUAUAUGGUGCGGCGUGCUGGACAGUGGUGCCGUCCGAUGCAGCCGCUCUUGGAGUGUUCGAGAGAAAGAUUCUCUGCAAAAUCUUUGGUCCGUUUUGCGUUGGCGAUGCUUAUCGCAUUGGAUUGAACCAAGAGCUGUAUGAGCUGUACGGGGAUGUUGAUGUAGUCAGUCGAGUUAAAAUUCACAGACUCCACUGGCUGGUUCACAUCGCCCGUAUGGAAGAAGACGCUUCGGCCCGUAAGGUGUUUGAUGCGGUAAUUGUCGGGAAACGGAGGAGAGGACGACCCCGGAUGCGUUGGCAAGACCAGGUGAUGGAAGCGCUGUCUACAUCCGGUGCUGCCAACUGGCGAAGGCGCGCCCAAAACAGGGAUGCGUGGAGGCGAAUCGUGCAACAAGCUGUGGCCCGUCAAGGGUUGUGA